Messenger RNA from Drosophila ficusphila, 483 nucleotides. RefSeq lists its product as uncharacterized. The record is from RefSeq and is a predicted model, not a curated record. The coding region runs from base 52 to 426 and encodes 124 amino acids. The transcript is spliced from 2 exons. NCBI's taxonomy places the organism in Eukaryota, Metazoa, Arthropoda, Insecta, Diptera, Drosophilidae.
UUAGAGUUUCGGAAAAUAGUGCUUCAGUCGCUCAACGAAGGUUUAUAGAAAAUGUCGAGUGCAACGCUGAUCGCAUUCUUUUUCUUGGUUGUUUUGACGGGUCAAUCCCUUGGCCAAAAUGUGGCCGUAGAUACAUCAGUUGAUUGGGCCAAUGAGUUGUUUAAAUCCGCUCAAGUUAUUGCCCGGGAAAAGUUACCCCCGACUACUGAAGCUCAAAAUGAUGCCAAAGAUCAACUAGACUAUUUACAAAUGGCUGUAUCUCAUUGUGAAACGGAGUUGAGGACCACUGGAAAUGUCGACAAUCACAAAAUAUGUGUUAAAGCCGUGUUUUCCGCGUUUUAUACUUCUCUGGAUCGCUUGGCCUCUGAGAAUUGGGCCAUUUAUGGAGCCACCUCAGGAGCAUCUCGCAUUGGCUUGUUUUGGUAACUCCAAAAUACCAAAAUAUCACAUGUUCAAAUAAAAAUUAAGAUUCAAAUUCUGUAA